CCUCUUGCAGUGAAUUUAGAACAACAACAACAGAACAACACACCAAGUAAAUGGCAAAUUCAGAGUGCUUUAUCCUCAAGUUUGUGGAAUCGGAAUACAUGCCAUUAUAUGUGUUUGGUAUUGCAUUGCCUGCUAGGACGCAAAGUGACAAGAUGUAUUUAAGUGCGACGAAUUCAGGAAUUAUUCUCCCUACGUUAGAUUUUUCUUGCGAAUGAUAAUUUUUUUUUUUCUUUUCGGGCGCCCAAUGGCGGCUUGCGUUCACUUCAUGAAUGAACAGUAAUUAAAUAGUAGUAAAACAACCGUGAUUCGUGUUUGGUGUAUGUAAGAAUUUAGGUUCAAUGGUUUCAAUGAACAUGACACUGUCAAGUAUAGUAAUUCAUUUGUUAGUUGUUGUUUUGUCCGGACUACCUCAUGGCCAAAGUGGAUCGGAGAGUCAUCAGAAUCGUUUGGGCAGUGAGAGGACAGACCUGCUUCAGGAUCAAGAGAGAUCUUUAUUACUUGUCUCCACAUUAGAUGGAUCUUUCAUCGGAGUUGACCAACAAACCGGGGAUGUUCGCUGGAAAGUUAAAGAUGAGCCAACUAUUAGAAUGCCUAUAAAUUCUGACAACUCUAUCAUGCCAAUGUUUUUGCCAGACCCAAAAGAUGGAUCUUUGUAUAUAAUCAACAAAGAAAAUGCUUUAAAAAAGUUGCCAUUUACAAUUCAACAACUAGUAGCAUCAUCUCCUUGCCAAAGCACCGAUGGAAUAUUUUAUACAGGAAAGAAAAUGGAUAGUUGGUUCUCAAUGAAUUGGCAAACCGGAGAGAAAGAACCCAUUUUCAGUUUUGAUCAACCAGACAUAACUUGUCCUGCUACUCUCUCGCCUGAUGAAAUGUUCAUCGGGAAAGCAGAAUAUAACAUUGUGAUGCACGACAACAAACAUAAAGAGCGACGUUGGAACGUAACUUAUGUUGGAUACACCUCAACAUUAAUGUCAACAGAAGAAAUGAAGAAUUACAAAUUACGUCACUUUACGGGUAGCUCAUCUGGACGGUUGGCAACUUUUGAAAAUGCCUAUGGAUCUCUUUUGUGGACACUAGAUGUGAACUCACCGAUAAUUGGAUUGUACUUGAAGCAAGGUGAUGUCAUGGUAUCAGUGCCGUUCACGAGCUUGGCAGAGGAGUCUCUAUUGGAAAUAUCUAAAUCUCAGCAGGCAAAGAACUUAUUCCCUACACUGUACAUCGGCAGACAUUCCCAUGGUAUGUAUGCUUUUCCAAGUCUGACAACUGCUAAGGAUGUGAAUUGGCCACCCCUCCUUGACGGACCCAAAGAAGAGAUUUCCGGCUCAGUUAUUGCAGGAGAAACUGAGACAAAUCCUCUGUUUGGUCACCAUCGCGUACCAGACUUCAGUCCAACACGAUUGCUCCAAAUUGGUGGGAGGUCAGACCUUAUCAUUCAGUCCAAUUUAUCUACGUUCAAUCGCUCUGCAUUUUUGCGUCCCACAGCCCAGUCUGUCCCUUCUUUACUAGAAGAAGAGGAAACAGAUUGUGUUGAUAAUACCUUUCCAUUCAGUUUUGUAAACUUACUCUUAUCAUGGGUAAAAAACCAAGAAAACUUAGCUCUAAAGUUUGGAAUGAUUGUUAUUCUAGCUAUGAUGACAAUAAUGUUUUUGUAUCUUAGAGCGCAAGUGCGGCAGCUAAAAGAGUCUUCCCGAAAUUCUUCCAAUGUUAGCUUCACAACGUCCAUACCUGGUAGUAUUACAGCAAUUGCAGAAGAACUACCUGAUGGAACGACCAAAGUUGGCAAAAUCACCUUCAAAGUGUCAGAAAUUUUAGGGAAGGGCUGCGAAGGCACUUUUGUGUUCCGUGGUGAGUUUGACAAUCGUCCAGUUGCUGUUAAACGGUUGCUACCGGAGUGUUUUACUGUUGCGGAUAGAGAGGUGUGCCUUUUAAGAGAAUCAGAUGAACACAUGAAUGUCAUUCGUUACUUCUGCACAGAGCAAGACAAGCAAUUUAGGUACAUUGCAUUGGAGCUUUGUGCAACAACCCUCUAUGAAUAUUGUGAAAAAGGCACACUGAAGGAUAAAAUUACACCACUAGAAAUUCUGCUCCAAGCAACCGCCGGUAUCGAACAUCUCCACUCUUUGAAUAUUGUGCACAGAGACAUUAAGCCGCAAAAUGUACUCUUGUCCAUUCCUUGUAAUCAGUCCGGCUCUGUCCGUGCGAUGAUUUCAGACUUCGGAUUGUGCAAAAAGCUCCAAAGUGGCCGUUCAUCAUUUUCAAAGCGUUCAGGGAUAGCCGGUACUGAUGGUUGGAUUGCUCCAGAAAUGAUUGCUAAUAAUACCCGCACAACAUAUGCUGUUGAUAUUUUCUCUCUUGGAUGUGUUUUCUAUUAUGUUUUAACAGAUGGUAAACAUCCUUAUGGUGAUUCAAUUCACAGACAAGCAAAUAUCAUGAAUAAGAAUUUUAAAAUCAGUGGUAUCUCAGAUAUUCUCUUUGAAAGCUUGAUAUCAAGAAUGAUUUCUCAUUGCGCAUCAGAGCGGCCUCCAGCAUCUGUGAUAAAAGUGCAUCCAGUUUUUUGGGACAAAAGUCAUAUUUUGAACUUUUUACAAGACAUCAGUGAUAGAUUGGAAAAAGAGAAGUUCCAUGUGCCAGUCAUGAUAGAAUUAGAAAAAAAUUCUCUACAGGUCAUAAAAGGUGGUGACUGGCGACUGUUAGUUGAUGAAUAUGUUGCAUCUGACCUGCGAAAAUACCGAAACUAUAGAGGUGAGAGUUUAAGAGACUUACUUCGUGCCUUGCGCAAUAAAAAGCACCAUUAUAGAGAGCUUCCUGUUGAAGCUCAGCUCAGUUUAGGAUCAAUACCAGAUGAAUUUGUAGAUUACUGGUUGAAGCGCUUUCCAAGACUUUUAUAUCACACUUGGUCUUCAAUGCAAUUUAUCAAGCAUGAAUCAUCUUUGGUCAAAUAUUAUGAUAAGAAUUAUAUGUUUCCGAAACCUAAAACGGAAGGUAUUCCUGAAUGGCUGCAAAUUUGUAUCGAUAAAGAGCUGGAAUUAGAGAAACAGUCAUCUAACUCUUCAGCAGGAAAAUUUUCACCAGCAAGCAGGGACUCCAUUAAAGAAGAUUCGCCUAAAUCGAGAGUCAAGUCAAGCAAGGUUGAUGAGCCAAAUUGGCGGUUACCCUCAGCAUAUAUUCCUAGUAAAGACUGUGAUAAUAUUUCAAUAGAUGACUGUAAUGAAAAUGACACUCCUAGAAGUAAACCUGUGAAACCCCGUUAUAGGCGGCGACCAAAGGUUGCUGAUAAUGUAACUUGGUGUUUAAAAGAUGGGUCUCCAAAUUCGUGACUUUCGUCAGAAGUUCAUACUGCUGUAUACUUUUUUAUUACGUCUUUUCUGUCGAUCUCAAUUUCCCUCUUAUGAAGCCUUUGGAGAAGUCAAGACCUAAAAAACAGAGGUAUUUGGAGUUCAAAAUUGUAAUUUUUGGGAUCAUGAUAUCGUAACAAGUGAUAUUUCAUUAGACUAUGGGUAUGCGAUUAUCCAAAAAUCUCAAAUAUUCAAGUUGGAGUUCUAAUUCUAACUGUUACUUCUAUAAUUGAACCUGCUACGUUUUAAUUUUUACCAGCCAUGACGUUUCUGGUUUACACUAACUGAUAUUGUACGAUAAUGUUACAAAGGCUUAAGAUUCAACUGUUCAGAGCUAAUAUCUGGCUGGAUGUCCUGUUGUACUCUCCAGAGAAAUUUGGUGUCUGGUAAUUGUAUCUAUCUGAUCAAUUUUCGGUAUCUAGCAACGGCUUUUGCCUGUCCGAUAUCCGGUUUCCAGUAUUUGAUCACGUUAUCUGUGAGACUGAUUCUGGUCUCCAGUAUCCCAUCGCAUCAUCUGUGAGAUUGAUUUCUGUUGUGGAUAUCUAGCCACCACAUCUAUUUUCUAAUCUCGAUACAGGCUAUUGACCUCAAUAGUAGUUUCCAUUCCACACUAUGUGUGUAGUUGAUUGUUCUCAAUGAUACCUUUCUAGUAAUCCCAUCAGCAAGUCUUUAUCUUGCUAUUGUAUUAUACUAUCUAGAACCAUACCAAUUGCUAGUUUUUUCGGAUUCACCCUAGCUCUUACACAAAUAUCUGCGAUCAUAUUUCAAACGUUAAUGUCGUUUCAUCUUCUGUAGUAAUCACAACGUCUAAGUGUCUUAUGAAUGGUAACUUCAUCCUCAAACUUAUUGUGUGUUGUAUACAUCAAGUUGCAAACUUCCCUCAAUGUGCACUUCCAAUGAAUCGAAUGUGCAUUUUUUCUGGUUCUACACUUGUGAUAAUUAUGAUUAUUAUGCACAAAAAUUAAUUUCCUCUAAUCAAGGUUAUUGUUUGUAUUUGCAUCAUUCCAUUGACUGAAAAUUUAAAACAAGGAAUCAUCAGCAAAAGUCAUGAAAUAUUGGAUUUUUGUACGUCAAAUUUUUUAAAUUUUUGGACAUUGUAAAUAAUUUUUGUAGAUAUUUCUGAAUUUAAAGUUUUGAGUUUGUCACUGUUUUUAUUUUGUACACUUUUAAAGUGAUGGAAAUGAAGGUGAUGUUGGUUUUAUGAAAGGAAACUAGGCAAGAACUUGAAGAAAAGCAGGACGUUUUAUAAGGCAUUAAAUGGGUUUGUUAAUUCAAUCUUCUAUUACACAUACAGAUAAAACAACAUAGAGAAUUCAGGGAGAAAAGGGUAGAUACAUGCAUAAUACUCAAGUUGAGCCACAGAGUGCAGUACCAUACAGAUGAGCGCCAACAGGUGAAGUUAAGAAAAGUUUAAGUAUUUUAUUAUGACAAUGUCUUUUUUGCAAGGGGAAUUUUUGACAGUUCUGCGUUUUCACGCGCAAAAUUUUCAUGUCAGGCAGAAAAUUUUUGUAGACAUCUCAGUCAAUUUUGCCUCUUUUGCUGUGGACGCUUAAAGUAAUUUCAUCAAACGGCCAGACGAUUUCUUUGUGCUCAUAAGAUCCCAUUCUUCCAUUUACAACCUCCGACACAAUGACUUCUCUACCAGGUCUAAUCUGUGCAACCUCCUUGUCUAGUUCUUCGAAGAAGUGAUCCUUCACUGCAACAUCACCAUUUACCAUGCAAACUUCAAACACUGUCACCAUAUGACAGUGCAAUAUUAGGUUUCUUUUUGAUCUUACGAACGUCGGUAGCUUUCCAGUUCUCGAUGCAUUUCCGUAAUUCUUUGCAAAUCAGAAUUGGAACACCGUGCUGUGCAUGUGGAUGUGUCUUCUCUCCUCUUCAGAAUCAAUCAUGGUAUCCAAGGUUUACGGAUCUGUCUACGGUCUUUUUUCUUCGUUUCAGUUAGUCGUUGUCAACCCCAUGAUUUUCCAUCUCCGUUACCACUUCCGUCCAUUAUCUGGAAAUGCCCCGCAGAUUCCAAGUUCCAAAUAAAAGGGUCUGUUUCCGUUUUUUUUGUCGAUUUUUGUGUUGAGUU
This is a messenger RNA of Bemisia tabaci, 5409 nucleotides long. Its product is annotated as serine/threonine-protein kinase/endoribonuclease IRE1. Gene Ontology annotation, biological process: intrinsic apoptotic signaling pathway in response to endoplasmic reticulum stress; IRE1-mediated unfolded protein response; mRNA processing. Lineage: Eukaryota; Metazoa; Arthropoda; Insecta; Hemiptera; Aleyrodidae. The record is from RefSeq and is a predicted model, not a curated record. Gene Ontology annotation, molecular function: protein serine/threonine kinase activity; ATP binding; RNA endonuclease activity. Gene Ontology annotation, cellular component: IRE1-TRAF2-ASK1 complex.